CUCAACACGAGGAACUUCAAGUUUUGCGCUUACUCUGCGAACAAACACGCGUUUGCGAAUUAUCUGUCCGUCAGGGUGAAUUUGGGUUUCUCUUGAUAGUAAGUAGCCUAAAUUAUUCAGACCAAGUUGGCGUUUUUCAUCCUUUCUGAGCUUUUCACAUCACCAUCGGUAGCUUAAACAGAUCCCCGUUUGGGAGUUCCAUACAUGCAGUUGCUGUCUAACUGUCACCGUGGAUAGAUUUAUAAUUCGGCACGGUUUGUGGACAUAACAACUGAUACACUACCGUUUUGUGCUUUUAUUAAUUUACAAGAAAGAAAGAAGAAGAAAGAAGAAAGAAAAAGACCGGUAACCAGGAGUUGCGAACACGCGUACAGUGAUUGAGUUGAAACACGCAAAUCAGACACUUCUAUUAAAAGUUUGAAAUUUCACGCUCCGCUUUUUCACUUGGCUGCCAUUUACUGUUAAAUGCACAAAGUAGACCCUGUCUGCGAUCCUUCUGCUCCACUGCCGCCCUGCACGAUAGAUCCGUGCGUUGUUGAUGGUGACAUGAGUCACAGGAUUGAAGUUGUGAAAUUCAGCAGCGACUGGUGAUGGAAUGAUACGUUUCGGGCUUAUUUUUGUACAACGCUGAUCUAACGCUUGGAAAAGAAUACUGGAAUAAGCCGCAAGGCGCACAGCUCCAUACUGAAGUGUUUAAGUUAGUCUGAGGGGGAAAUUUAAAAGACCUAAAAAUACAGCGUCGGUUUCUUCCCUACAAAGAAUCAUUUGAACUUCCCACCGCAGAGCUAGGGCGACAUAAAUAGUUCUGACAUGUGGAUGUAAUUUCAGAAGAGGAAAAAAGACAGAUGCAGAGAAAUAAAGAGAGCAGACUGAGCCGGAGCAUAUAGUAGAUUAUAGGAAAUUAAAUCGAGGGCAGAGCGAGGCGAUUACAGAGUUAUGAUUUCACAAGCCAUCAUAAGCAUCGAGAGGCCAGAUGGAGUGAAAAAACACAACUCGUUCCACUUUGAAGAGAGUUAAGUAGAUUAAAUAAUUUCAUCCGAGCUCAAUCAGCAUCUGUCUGAGCCCUGCAAGGACUCUUGGAGGUAGAGUUGCCUCAGGUCAGGGAUGGGAUCCUCUCUGCUUCUCCGCAAUCUGGACUUUCUACUCAUCUCACUACUCAGCGGUUUAUGCCUGGUUUACACCGAUGAUGUGCUGACAAAAGAGGAACAGUUAGAGUUUUUGUACAGAGCCAGGCAGAAAUGUGAGGCCAUCAUCAAUGCAAAGCAGAGGAUUCCUGAUGGUUUCUGCUCACCAGAUUGGGAUGGCAUUGUUUGUUGGCCUGAAGGGCCUCCUGGAAAAAUUGUAUCCACUCCCUGUCCAGAGUAUAUCUUUGACUUCAACCAUAAAGGAUUAGCACACCGUCGUUGUGACAGCAAUGGGAUAUGGGAGCUGGCAGUAGCCAACAGAACAUGGGCCGAUUAUACUGAAUGUUCAAAACACCUCCCCGAAUAUAACCAAAGCUAUCAAAUGGACGUCUUUCACCGUCUGUAUCUCAUUUACACGGUUGGGUACUCGGUCUCUUUGGGGUCGCUCAUGGUGGCUGUCGUCAUUUUGGGAUAUUUUCGACGGUUACACUGUACCAGGAACUACAUCCACAUGCACCUCUUUGUGUCCUACAUGCUAAGAGCUAUAAGCAUUUUUGUAAAAGACGUUGUUCUCUACUCUGGAUCGACAUUAGACAUGGAAGGAGUCAGUGUGGAAGACAUCAAGUCUAUUUCCGAAGCCUCACAAACCGACAAAACGCAUUUUAUUACCUGUAAGGUGGUCGUGACCUUGUUUAUGUACUUCCUGGCAACUAAUUACUACUGGAUUCUCGUGGAGGGUCUCUACCUCCACAGUCUCAUUUUUAUGACCUUCUUCUCCAAUAGAAAGUGCCUGUGGGGAUUUACUGUGAUUGGAUGGGGUGUACCAGCUGUGUUUGUAACCAUUUGGGCAACUGUGAGAGCCAUGUUUGCAGACACAGAGUGUUGGAACCUAAGCGCAGGCAAUUUUAAAUGGAUAUAUCAAAUGCCCAUCGUGGUUGCUGUAGUGAUUAAUUUUCUGUUAUUUCUGAACAUCGUCCGAGUCUUGGCAACUAAACUGCGAGAAACAAAUGCUAGAAGGUGUGACACCAGACAACAGUACAGAAAACUGUUGAAGUCCACACUGGUGCUGAUGCCUCUGUUUGGCGUCCACUACAUCAUAUUCAUUGCCAUGCCAUAUACAGAGGUGCAUGGGAUUCCAUGGUUGAUCCAAAUGCAUUACGAGAUGCUCUCUAACUCCUUCCAGGGAUUCCUAGUGGCAAUUAUAUACUGCUUUUGCAAUGGAGAGGUGCAAGCUGAGAUAAAAAAGUCCUGGAGCAGGAGAACUCUGGCCCUGGACUUCAAAAGAAAAGCUCGAAGCGGCAGUAACACUUACAGCUAUGGACCUAUGGUAUCACACACCAGUGUUACCAAUGUCACUGCCAGAGGACCGCUGGGCCUCCACCUCACCACGAGGCUGGGACCGGCGCCUGUGAAUGGGCACAGGAACCUCCCUGGGUAUGUGAAAAAUGGCUCCGUGUCAGAGAACUCUAUACCGUCAUCGGGACAGGAGCUCCACAUUCCAGCCGAAGAGCAUUCUGCGCAUACGCGGCCUUGUGAGGACGAAAAACCCUCGCCCGUGGUUGAGGAGGAGAGGGAGACAGUCAUGUGACCUGCAGGACGCUGUCUUUGUCGGUGAAAAUCGAGAAAAAAAAUUCAUCACGAAACAGUCUCAGGAUGGUCCGAAGGGGAUGGCUGCAUGCAUCGACACUGCCAGUUUUUUUCUCCUGUGAAUUGAGCCGGAACAUUGCCAAGCGAUGAGGCUCGAGGCAGAAAGGCCGUAUUGCUUUUGCGGGCUUAUUUGAUGGGUGAUGACUGUCGUUGUUGCAGCAAAUAACUCUUUCACCAACCGCCUGCCACACUGAAUGUGUAAAAUGUUGAGAAGAGGACUGCCGUUCUUUAUUUCUUAUUCACUGCCAUAACUGUUGUUAUCCUUCAUUUAUGUUUCCUCUGGAAGCAAUCGUCUUGUGGUCAUUUUUUUUUUGUGCAUAAGUAAAAACUGGGGUUUUGUAGUUACUACAAUGGCCAAGAAUACCCUUAAUCACCAAAGUAAAGCCAGGUGGGUACUGAGCGUUCUCAGAGGCACAAAUAUGGGCAAUUUAAUCAGGAAGUUUUGAAUGAAGAUUACAUGUGGCUUUAAAACUAAUAAUCUUACUUGUUGAGACAUGUGUUCAUGUUUCCUGGUGUGGAAUCUCAUUUGUUCUGCAUUGGAUUAAAUCCACUUCAGCGUAAAAGGGAAGUUACUCAGGUAAUUGAAGUCCUCUGUUGUUGCACACCUAUUUUUAUACUGUUCAAGUGGUGUUUUAGCAUAGUCAGCUUUUUGCUCCAGAGGAUCCAUGUGUGUCAUAAAAUAUUAUUUCGUGUUUCUCUUCUGUCCCCUCCCACCCAGUAUUCAGCCCUCUAACUCCACAGAUUUUGAAUGGUUAAAAUGAAUGUACUUGUUUUUAGUUUUUUGUCCAUAUAAAAUGUUAAUACUCACACGGCCAAACUAAAAACACCAAAGUAAGAAUGUCUUUGCAGACAACCUUUUUCUUUGAGUAACGUCAUGUAACUCAAAGGAAAACUGUAUAUACUGGAUAUAUUCUCAAAGUUGUCAAAAGAUGAAGCCCUAUUAGAAGGCACAGGGUGCAGGCAACGGUCUUAUUAAUAUUCCAGUGGAAUAUUAAUUUAAGGAGGAAACAAAGAGUCUUAAAUUCCCAGUGGGAUUCCAGGAGUGAUAAUUGUGAUGCUAUAGAGAAAAAAAAAACUGAAGUUACUACUACACAGUAUUUUUUACAGGUAGUCAGUCCAGUGUUGUGCUGCUUUUAUGAUGUAUAUACAAGUCACGAUGUUUACAAAAAUCAGAGAUACAUUCUAAUUGUGAGCUUAAAGUGUUCCUAUGUAUGGAUAUGUUAUAUGUUAUAAAGCUGUUUUGAUGUUAUUUUUUCAUGUAUUGGUUUAUGGGAUGUUGGCAAUAUUUGGUUAUGUAUAUAGGCCAAAACACAACAGUUGAAUAUCUUUGUAAUUUACUAUACUUAGCCUGCAUGAUUGGCAGGGUAGCUCAUAUGAUCUAUUAUACCAAAGAGAAAAGACAUGAUAAGCUGCCAGAGAAGAGGUUAUACUGACAAUUUUAUUUGUAUUAUCCUCCACCAUUGCGUUUACAGUGACCAGAUUGUCUUAAUUUUGCAGUAAUAUCUUAUUUUUUUUCUUUAAAAAAAAUCUUUAGUUUCAUGUAAAUAGCAGUGAAGGAUUCAAAACACCCAGACACAAAGUAACAACAGACCAAGGCCUUUAAUAUUAAAUUUGUUGUUAAAUCCAUAACAUGGAGACUAUGUUUCAAGAUCUAACAUUAGCUUAUAUAAUGAUUCUGAAUGUCACAAAAUUUUCAAGCAGUAUCUGGCCAAAUUUCUACAUAUUCUCGAGUGAAUACUAUUUAACUGUAAGCUCCCCUGUAUGGCUCUUUUGGUCAUUUCACACUUAGUUAGCCACCUCUUUAACUUAAAGCCUGAUCUGUUCAAGUUACUGCUUACAGUACAAACUGGAUACAAGGUAAAAGAUCCAAUAGCACUAGAAUGAAAUCAACUUUACACACCGACUGUUUACCCUUUUAGCAAGUAUUUAACGUUUUUAACAUGCUUCAUUUUUUCCUAUUAUUAUAUAAAAGACAAAAACCAAGAAUGAUUUAACUUCAGUGUCAUAUAACAAAUUCCCGUUUGCCAUAGAGCUCUAUGAUGAACAUUCACUGGGUGAUUUUAUCGUUCAUUUUUCCAGAGUAUUUGUCUAUUCUGCAUAUUACGGUAGCACAUCUAAUAUGCAAUUCAUAACUCAAAAUAGUAAUGCAUUUAUCAGAGACUAACUCCUGUUUCUUUUACCUCUGCUAAAAACUGUAAUUGUAAACUACAUCCUCAAACUUUUUCAGCUUUUUUCCCUUUAAUUAAGAAAAAACAAUUUGAAAAUAAAAUGUAAGAGAAGCAGACAGCUCCUAGCUGCUUUUGACAGUCAAGAGGGACAUUUUCAUUCUGCUAUAAUUAUGACGUAAGCUUGACUGGAUUGACUACAAUAGUAAUUACAGGUGGCUGCAUGCCGCAGUGAUGAAAAUAGAAAAAGACAGGCUGAGGGAAACCUUUAUAAAGUCAUGUUACCGUACCUUGCUGCCACAGAAGGUUUAAAUAUCUAUCAUCCAUCUGUAUCCUUUAUAAUGGGUAAUUUAAUGCAUUUCUCCCAGGCUUGUGAAAACUGAAAGUUAGCCUAAUUUGCAAACCAUCAAAGAGUAUACCAUGUUACUGUUGUAUAAUCCAGUUUUUCACUCAGAGGUUGGGCAAUGUCAGAGCAUGAAGAUCUUUUUUUUUUUUUUUUGUAAAUCAAGAACACUUGGAAAAUUCUCUUUGACCACUUUAAUACCCUGUAAUAUGGUGUUUUGUUCUGAUUGUAUUAUGUAAAAAGAUUGUGUUUUGGAAUCAAGUGUACAAUAGGGCCAAUAACCAUAGAGCUAAGGUUGUAUUUCAUUGUUUCAAAUACCUCUCAUGGAAGUAUAAUGUGUAUUCCAUUGUCAUUUAUUUAUCUUGUGCCGAAGUGUACUCAGUGGACUUGACUUUAUAGUUUUCAUGCUUCAGAUACCGUAAUGUGGGCAGUGACACAUCAUUCAGUCAUUCUCUCUUCACUCCUUUGUGAUGUAGGCAUGUUGUAGAUACCAGUGUAAACUUCAGAUGAGAUUGGAGGAUGCUUUCUGAUCUCUAUUGUUCAUCAAUGA
Oreochromis aureus is the source of this 5829-nucleotide messenger RNA. RefSeq names its product parathyroid hormone 1 receptor (gene pth1r). NCBI's taxonomy places the organism in Eukaryota, Metazoa, Chordata, Actinopteri, Cichliformes, Cichlidae. Gene Ontology annotation, molecular function: peptide hormone binding; parathyroid hormone receptor activity; G protein-coupled peptide receptor activity. The coding region runs from base 1105 to 2712 and encodes 535 amino acids. Gene Ontology annotation, cellular component: plasma membrane. The record is from RefSeq and is a predicted model, not a curated record. Gene Ontology annotation, biological process: adenylate cyclase-activating G protein-coupled receptor signaling pathway; intracellular calcium ion homeostasis; cell surface receptor signaling pathway. The transcript is spliced from 13 exons.